AUGGACUCAGGCAUGAGCGCGCAAGAUGUCCCUCUCGACUUACUUUGUAUCGGAUUUGGAGCUACCGCACUGUCAGUGGCAAUCGCUUUGCAUGAGAAGGAAGCAAUCGACAACACGAUUUUUCUCGAACUCCAGCCAGCGUCUACCUGGAUGCCAUGCUCUGGCUCUCCUUCUGGUCGCUUGAGGACAUCCUUCUUGCACGAUCUUGUCACCUCAGAAAACCCCCGGUCGAAAUUCACCUUUAUGAACUAUCUACACGCAACCAAUCGACUAGUUCUCUAUGCGAACAGUUCUCAAAUUAACCCUCCACGCGAUAUGUUCAACGACUACCUGCAAUGGUGCGCAGCCCCGUUCCAGCAACGUGUCAAAUACGGCCAGCGGGUAGCUGCGGUACAUCCUGUGCAAAAUGCCCAGGGACUUGUCGAAUGCUUCAAGGUGGUGUACGCGGAUUCAGCCACGGGGCGGCAGGAUGUAGUGACCGCAAAGCAAGUGAUCUCGGCAGUGGGAUUGCAGCCAUAUGUUCCCAGGGCUCUAGCAACUAUAGGCACGUUGGUAGGUGUGGCUCAUGCUUCAGAUUGCCCAUCGCGGAUCUCAUCGACGUUACGAACCACGAGCGGGAGGGCUCGCUUCGCGAUAAUUGGUGACGGCCAGGCCGCCGGUGAGAUAUUUGAAUACCUCCACGGGAUUCGGGGCGAGCACAAAGUGGUCUGGUUCACGCAAGAUCCGGUUUUGAGGGAAAUGGAUGAUAGUCCUUUUAUUAUGGACAACACCAAGAGACCAGAGUCUAAGAUAGGGCAAACCUUACCACUGGAGUUGAGGAGGAGAGCCAUUGGCGAGGGCUAUAGUGCACAGACAUCGUCGGCAAUUGACCGCCACCUCCUGAAAAGCAUCUAUGACAUACAGUACACCGAAAGUGUAAAGUGUAUUGACACCACUAAGUGGAAAUGCCAAAUCAGAUUUCAACACCGAUUGACGAAGGCGGAGAAGACUGCGAGCGGACAGAUUCAGCUCUUAUGUCAGCCAAUUGAGUACGAAGACGACCAACAAGUCAUUGAUGUAUUUGACUUGGUCAUUGCUGCGACGGGCUACGAACGAACUGAGUACAAGAAGAUCAUGGAGCCUUUGCUACAGCUGCUUGACGGCCGCCAGAUCACCGUGAACCAGGAUUACCAGGUAAAUUUCCGGUCUGGAUCUUUCAGCGCGGGAUGUGGUCUAUGGCUCUUAGGGGCAAUAGAAGGAGAGGAUGUGAGUGCUCGGCCUCCUGUUGCUGUAAGUAACUAA
Messenger RNA from Exophiala dermatitidis NIH/UT8656, 1281 nucleotides. Its product is annotated as L-ornithine N5-oxygenase. NCBI's taxonomy places the organism in Eukaryota, Fungi, Ascomycota, Eurotiomycetes, Chaetothyriales, Herpotrichiellaceae. Gene Ontology annotation, biological process: intracellular iron ion homeostasis. The coding region runs from base 1 to 1281 and encodes 426 amino acids. The record is from RefSeq and is a predicted model, not a curated record. The transcript is spliced from 2 exons.